Molecule: messenger RNA, 2361 nt
Organism: Impatiens glandulifera
Lineage: Eukaryota; Viridiplantae; Streptophyta; Magnoliopsida; Ericales; Balsaminaceae
Product: actin-related protein 5
Exons: 12
Coding region: 95-2281 (728 amino acids)
Biological process (GO): regulation of DNA-templated transcription
Cellular component (GO): cytoplasm; Ino80 complex
Source: RefSeq, a predicted model, not a curated record
CAAAAUCCAUUGAUACUCUGUCAAGCAGCUCCAGACGCUUUUCUACAUCUUCAUCUUUACCGUUUGUAGAGAGAGAGAGAGAGAGAGAGAAAGCAUGCCGUUCACAAGCAAGACGAAGCGGCAAUCAGAUUACGGUCUCUUCCCUUCCACUCAUCCGAUCGUCAUCGACAAUGGCGCUUCCUAUUUUCGCAUUGGAUGGGCCGGAGAGACUGAACCUCGCGUUAUCUUCCGGAAUAUCGUUCAGAGACCUCGCCAUAAAACCACUGGUGAGGCUGUCACAAUUGUUGGUGAUCACGACCCAGCAUUCAUGAAGUAUUUUGAUUGCACCAGGUCGGGUCCGCGUUCAGCAUUUGAUAGCAACGUUGUUUACCAGUUUGAGAUAAUGGAAUAUAUUCUUGACUUUGGCUUUGAUCGGCUGGGAGCAGAUUCUUCACUGAUUGACCAUCCAGUGCUGAUCACCGAAUGCUUUUGUAAUCCGGUACAGUCUCGCAGCAAGAUGGCAGAGCUUCUCUUUGAAACCUAUGGGGUUCCUUCAGUCGCCUUUGGUGUAGAUGCUGCAUUCAGCUACAAAUAUAACGAACAUCUUGGGAUUUGUGAUAAAGAUGGCAUGGCAGUAUGUUCAGGAUUUACCACAAGUCAUACCAUUCCGUUUGUGAAUGGAGAACCCGUGUAUGACGCAUGCUGUCGAACUAACAUUGGCGGAUACCAUGUCACAGAUUCCUUAAAAGAACUUCUAUCUCUUAAAUACCCUCUUCAUAUGUCUAAACUUACUUGGGAGAAGUCUGAAGACCUGAAAAUGGAAAACUGUUACAUUGCACAAGAUUAUGCUUCAGAGGUUCGAUUGUUUCAGAAAGGGGGAAAAGAAGCCGAGGAGAGGACCAGGUGUUGGCAGCUUUCAUGGACUCCUUCACCAGUUGAAGAGCCACCAUCAGAGGAGGAGAUAGCCAGAAAGGCAGCUCUUAAAGAGAGACAAGGUCAAAGGCUGCGGGAAAUGGCUGAAGCAAAGAGAGUUUCUAGGGUAAACGAGCUAGAAAAUGAAUUGAAGGGUUUGGACUUUCUUCUUCAGCAACUGAAGCACGUUGAAGAAAGUGAUAUUCCAUCUUUCCUUGCACGAACUGGCUAUAUCUCUAAGAAGGAAAUACACUCUGCUUUUGUAAAAGUAAAGCAAUCGUUGCAGAAGGCGAAAGGUGAACAAGUUGAAAGUGAUGAGAAUAAAGAUUCUUCUUCUGCUGCUGAAAAGUAUUCUCUUGUAAAUGUCCCUGACAACAAUCUGACACCAGAUCAGCUUAAAGAGAAGAAACGCCAAGUAUUCCUCAAAACUACAUCUGAGGGUCGGCUGCGAGCAAAACAGAAGCGGUUAGAUGAGGAAGUAGAACGUGAUAAGCAAAACAAACAAGACGAAGAGAAACGAUUAGAGAAUCCUGAACAAUAUUUGGAAGAAGCACGCAACAAAUAUAAACAACUUUCAGAGAAAGUGGAACAGCGAAAGCGUCUGAAAACAAAUGGAGGAAACCACAAUGGGAAUCAGAAUGGGUCUGCAUCUGGAUCCGUUGGUCGUGGAGAAAGAUUAAACCCUGCUCAAAAAGAAAGGAUGCGUCUCUUAACCACGGCAGCCUUUGAUAGAGGCAAAGGCGAGGAUACUUUCGGUAUUAAAGACGAAGAUUGGCAAUUGUACAAGUUAAUGAGCAAAGACAACGACGAUGAAGAUGAAGGACCCGACCAAGAUGAAACUGAGCUUUCUCGCAUCUCUUCCAGGCUCAAGGAAAUUGACCCAACAUUCAUUCCAAAAUCAGAACAGGGUUCCUCCUCCAUGACCGAGGUUCCAAAACUCCGCCCUUUGACAAAGGAAGAUUUCCAGAUAAUAAUUGGAGUAGAGAGAUUUCGCUGCCCAGAAAUCCUCUUCCAUCCAAAUCUGAUUGGAAUUGAUCAUGCUGGAUUAGACGAGAUGGUUGGGGUAUCAAUCAGGAAGCUUCAUAAUAAAGACCAUCAUCAACCGGAGUUGGAAGAAAGGAUUACGAAUUCAAUCUUGAUGAUUGGCGGAAGCUGUCUUUUGGAGGGUAUUUGCGAGCGAAUGGAAAGCGGAGUUCGAAUGCUUAGGCCAUGUGGGGCACCCAUUAGGGUAGUACGAUCAUCGGAUCCUGUCCUUGAUGCUUGGCGUGGUGCAUCUGUUUACGCUUCUUCUCUAGGGUUUCAGCAGCAGACUUUCAGUAAGAUGGAUUUUGACGAGAAAGGUGAAGAUUGGCUUAGCAGAUACCAUGUAAAGUAUUCCUUCUCUAGUUGACUUAUGAUUUAUUUUGUUGUAAGCCCUAAAUUCAACAACUCUUUUUAUCAACAACUCUAAUCAUUGUUUUCUGAAAUGGU